Molecule: messenger RNA, 697 nt
Organism: Diprion similis
Lineage: Eukaryota; Metazoa; Arthropoda; Insecta; Hymenoptera; Diprionidae
Exons: 3
Coding region: 54-650 (198 amino acids)
Source: RefSeq, a predicted model, not a curated record
UAUUCACACCCAGUGGCCAACAGUGUGAAGAAUUUUAGGAUUCCUCGGCAAGAAUGUCCAUGGAAAUAGUGGCCUUCGUGGCCCUCCUCGCAGCCAUGGCACCUAAUGUCAAUUCUGCCAUGGUUCACGAUCAGAGCAACGGAAACACGACCAGAGCAAUGAACGACGUUAUCGCAGAGACGAUGGAGUACGCUGUCAAUGAGGUAUCGAGUCUUACUAUUAACGAAAAGAACAAAACUUUUUUGAAGCUAAAGCUGGAAACAAUCGUCGAGACAGAGGUCGGACCUUUGAUGUACAAUUACGCAAUUUGUUUGGAGGAAAUACUGUUGCGCAUUGAGAAUCCGACGAAGGAUAAAGACGAGGAUUUGCUUGCUUCAUACGCACGUUCAUUGAACGUCGACUUUGCUAAAUUGUUGGAAGAGCUACUAAAACUAGUGACGAGUAUUGUUGAUAUAAUUGUGAAAAUCUUUAGCGAAAAGAUGACGUACUCCGAGGGCGUCAAACAGACCGUUAAUCGCAAGGAAAAAGUGAUCGAAACCAUGAACCAUACUUUGAGAGUGCUUCCACACCCCGAGACGAGUUUACUAAUCGCGUUGUGCAUGGGUAUGCCAAACUCACUUAUGAGUUACUUGCUCUAUCUGAGUAUGUGACUUGGACGCUGUUUGCGUGGUGUUUGAAUCAAAAUAAAUGGCACAAU